AUGGCGGCGGAGGCGGCCAACAGGGAGGAGGCCGAGAGGGCGCUGCGGCGCGCGGAGGAGCACUUCCUCGCCGGCAACGUGGCGGGGGCGCGCCGGCUGGCCGCCAAGGCCCGGCGGAUCUCCCCGUCGCUCCCCGGCGCCGCGCACGCGCUCGCCGCCUACGACGUCCACGCCGCCGCGGCCGGGACCCAGCACCGCGCGGGGUACUGGCACGACGUCCUCGGGGUGGCUCGGUCCGCCUCCGCCUCCGCCGUCAAGAAGCAGUUCCGGCGCCUGUCCCUCCUCGUCCACCCCGACAAGAACCGCUCCGCCGCCGCCGAGGGCGCCUUCAAGCUGCUCGCCCAGGCCUGCGACGCCCUCUCCUCCGGCUCCGGCGCCGGCGCCGGCUACGUCCCCUACUACUACACCAGCCCCGCCACCACCGCGGCCUCCGCGCAGGAGUGGUACCGAUCGCACCACGCCGCGAAGCCGUCCUCGUCGCCGCCGAAGCCGUCCACGUCCGGGGCGCCGCCGCCGCCCGCCGCAGAGUCGGGUUCGAGGUCCGGAGCCGCGAGGUUCGUCCACGUGCGCUGCGAACACUGCAAGGUGUCAAGGGAGGUCCCCGGCGGCGAGCUGGCCGCCGGGGACGCCAGGUGCGUCCGGUGCAAGACCGUGCUACGCGAGCAGGAGCAGAAGAGGACGUACGUGUGGACGUCGUCGGGGUCGUACCACCAGGUGCCCAGCGAGAAUCAUCCUUCUCCGCCGCCGCCACCCCCGAAGCCGGCGACGUUCCAGUGCCCGGCAAGGUGCCCGCAGUGCGAGACGCAGUUCACGUCCAUGGUGUCCGCCGGCACGUGGAACCUCCGGUGCCGGAGCUGCCUGAAGCGCGUCAUGGUCAAGGUGAAAGGCCCCGAGGAGGCGACGUGUAGGUGA
Hordeum vulgare subsp. vulgare (domesticated barley) is the source of this 912-nucleotide messenger RNA. Its product is annotated as chaperone protein DnaJ-like. The transcript has a single exon. Lineage: Eukaryota; Viridiplantae; Streptophyta; Magnoliopsida; Poales; Poaceae. The record is from RefSeq and is a predicted model, not a curated record. Bases 1 to 912 code for a protein of 303 amino acids.